UAUGUAACAAGAUAAAAGUAAAAGAGAAUUUAAAAUACUAAUUGGUUUUACAGGUUCAGUAGCAUCUAUUAAGGCUGAAUAAUUAAUAAAAGAUAUUCAGAAAUAAUUCAAAGAUAAUAAUUGUUAAACUACAAUAAGAAUAAUUACUACACAUAAUGCAUAGAAAUUCAUGAAUCCAUAAAUAACAGAUGUUGAACACUUUACGGAUGAAGAUGAAUUUAAAACUUGGAAAUAAAGAAAUGAUCCAGUGUUACAUAUAGAAUUGAGAAAAUGGGCAGAUUGUUUUUUGAUUGCUCCUCUUUCAGCUAAUACAAUGGCAAAGAUUGUAAAUGGGUUAUGUGAUAAUCUAUUAACAAAUGUAGCUAGAGCUUGGGAUUAUAAAAAGCUAAUGAUUUUAGCUCCUGCAAUGAAUACAAUGAUGUAUGAUAAUCCAAUAACAGGAAAACAAAUUAAAAAAUUAUAAAAAAUGGGUGCCUUUAUAAUCGAUUCAAUUUGUAAGACUUUGAUAUGUGGUGAUAUUGGAAAAGGAGCUAUGGAAGAGACAAAUAAAAUAUCUUGUAUUGUCUAUCAACAGUUAGUUUCUACACUUAGUUGA
This is a messenger RNA of Paramecium sonneborni, 595 nucleotides long. NCBI's taxonomy places the organism in Eukaryota, Ciliophora, Oligohymenophorea, Peniculida, Parameciidae. The record is from the annotation of a GenBank genome assembly.